Molecule: messenger RNA, 1258 nt
Organism: Cuscuta campestris
Lineage: Eukaryota; Viridiplantae; Streptophyta; Magnoliopsida; Solanales; Convolvulaceae
Source: the annotation of a GenBank genome assembly
GACAAUUGUCCUCCGCUUCUUACUAAAGGCCUCGCCGCCCUGUUUGGCUCAUUUCGCCCUUCCUCUCUCCGCCGGAGCCGAAUGGAGAGCCGCGUGAGAGUAACGCGCCACCUAGAGCCGUGGCAGAGCCUCGCCGGGAAGGUGGUGCUGGUCACCGGGGCUUCGUCCGGGAUCGGGCGAGAUAUCAGCCUCGACCUGGCCAAAUCCGGCUGCAGAGUCAUCGCCGCCGCGCGCCGUGUGGAGCGGCUCAAGUCUCUGUGCGACGAGAUUAACGGAAUGGAAUCGAUGAGAUCCGGCGAGCAGCCCGGAUCGGUGGCUAUUGGGCUCGAUGUUAGCGCAGACGGAGCCGCCAUUGAAGCCGCCGUUCGGAAAGCUUGGGACUCGUUUGGCCGGAUCGAUGCGUUGGUUAAUAACGCCGGCGUUAGAGGGAAAGUACAUACACCACUGGAGCUGACAGAGGAGGAGUGGGAUGAGAACAUGAAAACAAACCUAAGGGGGACAUGGUUGGUGUCCAAAUAUGUUUGCUUGCUCAUGCGCAAUGCUAACGUUGGAGGAUCUGUCAUUAACGUCUCUUCCAUUUCUGGUCUCAAUCGUGUCCAACUCCCGGGAGCACUUGCCUAUGUUUGUUCCAAGACUGCUGUUAAUGCCUUGACAAGGGUGAUGGCACUGGAACUGGGAAAACACAAAAUAAGGGUAAACUCAAUAUCACCAGGGCUAUUCAAAUCCGAGAUAACAGAGGGAUUGAUACAGAAGGAGUGGCUCAACAAUGUGGCCCAGAGAACCGUGCCAUUGAGAACCUAUGGCACCAUAGACCCCGCCAUCACAUCCCUCGUUCGAUAUUUGAUCCACGACUCCUCCCAAUACGUCUCUGGAAACGUUUAUAUCGUCGAUGCAGGGGAUACUUUGCCCGCACUCCCUAUUUUCUCCACUCUCUAAUUAAGUACAAAUGCAUGUAUACUAUGGUGAAAUGUACUAUAUUGUGAGUAAUAAUAAUAAACCAAACCCACAUAUAGCUAUUUUUGGCUUGCACUAUAUCAUAUAUUCCCAAACAAGGGUUAUGGUUUGUACACUUGCAUAACAAAAUGUGGGCAAGCCAUCAAAUUUCAUUGUCACGCCACUUCAUAAACGAUUCAAAAUGUUUUGGUCUAUUGGUACUACACUUAAAUGGAAUAGGUUUGAAAGAAUGAGGCGUUUUUGUGUACUUAUGAAGGACGAUUUAUUAGAACUGGAUUUGUGGAAGUAAAGAUUAUUAAAUGGU